Molecule: messenger RNA, 6201 nt
Organism: Giardia duodenalis
Lineage: Eukaryota; Fornicata; Diplomonadida; Hexamitidae
Exons: 1
Coding region: 1-6201 (2066 amino acids)
Biological process (GO): negative regulation of cell population proliferation
Source: RefSeq, a predicted model, not a curated record
AUGGAGGAGGGUACAAGGCACACAAUACCGCUCCAGGACAUUGUACGCGAGGCGCUGGCAGAGCAGGUGGAGUCCUUCACCCCCAUUAAACCACCUCCGCCGCACUUUCUCAACGAAAUUGCAGCUGGACGUAAUCGUCAAGCUGCUCGGAGCCAGAUGCUUGAGGCGGCACGGAAGAGGGUUUCGGAAAGAAAGGACAGCAAACGGUCCCACACCGCCAACAUGGAUUACUUCACUGGUGAUACUAUUAAUCUACGCCACCUUCGGGAGGAGAAACGUCGAGCAGCUCUCAUUGUUGAUCGUGCAAACUAUCUAGAGCACGUGGAGGAUACUCGUAAGCCACUGCAGCUCUCCAAGAAAGAGAUUGAAUUUCACAGUUACUUAUCAGGAAAUAUCUAUUCCCAGACGAUUGUGCUCACCAAUCCAGGACCAACGUCUCGGAGGUAUAAUAUUCUACCUCCGGAUGCACCUUUUACUUGCGCUACACUUGCAGGGGAGCUGAAGCCGGGGCUUUCUAAGACAAUAGAGGUACUCUUUCGUCCAGAAAGCUGUGCAGAUGCUCAAGGUGUACUUACAGUCCGAGCAAAAAAUUUUCAAGCAGUAGUGCCAAUUCGAGCAGCGAAUGAAAAGGCUAAUUUCGUGUUUUUAGAUUGCUGUUUAGACAAUAAUGAAAGCUCUGACAUCUCGAACAUCAAAGUAGAAGAGAUAGCGCCUUCAGACUCACGUAAAUAUAACAAAGUGUUUAACGUCGAUCUGGGUCCAAUGAUGUGUCGCCACGCACAGAAGCACAACCUUAGUCUUAUAUUGCAACACAAGGCCACCAUGCCAUGGCAAGAGUAUGUGCAAACUCAUAGGUUGCCAAUUCAAUCACAAUAUGCAGAGCAACCUCAGGAAGUUCCAAUCCUACAUUCGAUCCAUGUUACAAGUGUUUCAGUAGAGAACUCUAGCGGUGAAUGCAAGAUGGAUUUAUAUCUAAAUAAGGAAUCGUGUGAAGGUUGCUAUUUUCCGCUAGAUCCUCCGCUGAGCGGCAUGCGAACAAAGCUGGGGAAAGACAGACACGCGCGCUUAGAGACUGCUAUGGCUCUUGCAGAGAGCGUUGGGCUUCUGGAUCCUGCUGGGGUAGGUAUUCAUCUGCGGACUUCGUUCAGAAAAGAUGCGAGUCUGAAUGCGGAUAGCCCAGUCGCUGUUGGUUCUUUGUCCUCAUCUGCUAGAGAUAGGCCGGAAUAUCUGUGUAGAAUGGAGCCGGAUGGCAUAUUGUCCUUGGAGCUGGAGUUUGGAGAUAACAUACAAGCGACAGAUACGCAUAUCGUUUCUAUUCUAACUGCAGAACGAUCGUCCUUGGAGAUUCGGCUGCAAGGAUACAUUAGCAGUGGGUUUGUCGAGAUAUCUUCGGUAGGCUCUACGCCCCUAUCUACCAAACCACGUAGUCUCAUCAAUAUCAGCCAAUUUCUCGAUGGAAACUAUACCCUUCUACCAGACCAGCUUUUGAAUAUUAAAACUAGCCUGUAUACUGAUGGAGUGCAGAGGCUUCCUAUUUACAUUAAUAUUAGUAGUCUUCCCGACAAGCUGCUGCAUGUAUCAUUAUUGGAGUAUACCCAUGAGUUAGCCAGAGGUAUUGUGCCUGCAAACAGAUUUCUUGAGAAUCCACGAGCAGCAUACCCCUGCGAAUACAUCGAUACUGUUCGUCCAACUUCUACAAGUAGCUCGUCUCAAUUGGGUAUCUUUUCAAUUCAGGAUAUCAAAACCCUUGCUGACAUCCCAACAGAAGAUAAUGGUCAGAUUGACAGCUAUAUGAAAAUACUCAAUCUAUAUUUGCAUUUUUCUGAAAACAUUACCACACCACAGAGAUGCAUCUUGGAACUUUCAUACUAUCUUCCUGGUGUGUAUGCACCGAUAUUGCGAAUUCUAUUCACUGCUGUUCCUAUCAGACGUAAUCCAGCUUCAGUCAACAUGCUGGAGACGGCAUUAGCAGAACAGCUGCUGAUAAACAGUUUGACGGAGCUCCGAUCUGAAAAGAGAACCGAUUAUAUAUUUAUUUCCAAGCCGUCUAUUGACUUUGGUCUAGUUGCCGUAUCUGAGACGGCCAGAUUCUGUUUCAGCGUCCGUAAUUGCAGCAAGACAGUCUUUUUCCCAUUCAUAGUGAGUAUAAAUCUGAAAUCUCACGCAGUAUCUAUUACAGCGGGCCAGACUCCAGGAGGAAUCAAUUUCGUCUUGCAUGAUAACACAAUAGAGGGGAAGAGUCGUAAAAUCUCAGAGACUGUUGAGUUCCCAGAUGUUGUGGAGAUGCUAGAUAAUGCUAAGCGCACUUCAGCUAUUGAAAAGCUGAAGCCGGUCAUCACCACAGCUGGAAUGGAGCUGAAGGGAGAUGAUGAAGCUUGUGAAGAAGAUGUUUCUCAGUUGAAACAGGCUCUUCCAGGAAAUGUUAAUGAAUUCCUCAAGCAUAACAAGGUAUUUGUACCAACUAAUGUCCCAACCAUCAGAACAACUCAAGGUAAUACAAAAGCGCUCAAGGAACUAAAGAUAAGCAAGCACUUGGCUAACAGCUGUCUCGGUACUAGCACUGGAUCUGGAUUAAGUGUCAGUGGAAAAGCUUCCAUCACAUUUGGGGUCACCCACUCCAACGACGCAGAGCACACCUCUUCCGUUCCUGAACUAGAGACUCUUAAGUCACGGAUGCUGAAGAACAAAGGGAAUAUAACAGGACUCAACGAUGUGCUGAGUGUUUAUCCCUCUUGUGGUAUUCUUCCACCUCGUACACAGGUGCAAAUUAAUGUGGAGCUUUGUCCUCUAUCUAUAGGUCCCAUAGAGGCAUUUCUGGUUAUAAACACACCCUCGUCUCAAUAUUAUGCCAAUGUCAUUCGGAGGAUACAGGUACACUUGAAAGAGCAAGAAAUGCGCAUGUCAACUUAUCAGUCUGGGUUGAACAAGACGGCCCUAGAUCGCAUCUACAAGGAGCGUUGCCUUGUAACAGUCCCCGAGCUCGAGCUUAUACGCUAUCAAGAAAAGCUUAAUAAUACGCGUCUUUACUCUGCGUCUGACAAACCUAUAGACGGUAUACUAGGCCAUACUAGAAGCACGGCAAGUCUUACCCAUGUUAGAAGCAGGAAAAGUCUUAAGAGCUUAACAGAUACGUCUUCACUGGACGACGAGCAGCCGCUGUGGCUUGGGAAUGCGGAUACAAAUCUUUCGGAUGACACUAGAGAUGAAUUCCUCACUGAAACUCCCGAAGGAAUCAUGUCUAAUGAUAGAGACGUCUGUUGUAGGGUAUUUGGUGUUGUUGCUGCACCAUCUGUAGCAUUUCUAGAAGAAUUUAUAGAGCCGACAAUGGACAGCGUUAAGUCUGUUACCAUUCAUCUUAAAAAUACUGGACUAACAGAGAUAACCGUCAAUCUAACUGUUCUGAAAGGAGAUGCAAUGCUAAUCCAGCCCAUCACCGAUGAACAGCGAGCGAUACUGACACCAAACUCACUCAUGGCAUUGGUUAACUCGACCCUUUUACGAAAAGAUAUUACACUUACAUUGGGUGUUAACGAGACUAUACCAGUAGACGUGAUGCCUGGUGCCGAGCACGACUCUUAUGUUGUGGCGCGCAAGGAGCUAUCCUCUUUCGGAGCGUUAGCGUACAAAAUUAGUAAGGACCAGCUAGAUCUUUCUGACAACGUAAUGCUUUCUGCAGUUCUUAUUAAGGCCCGAGUAGAGUCUCCGCGGCCUUAUAUCUACCUUGCUAAUGAUCCACAGAAUAAGUACAUAAUUAGUGACCCUAAGAUACCCCUUACACCAGAGAUAUUCCUAGAUACAAAGCCAUACAAGCCGGUAGUCGUUGAAUUCGUUAUUGCUAAUCCAUCCGGCAACCCCUUUACUGCCGAGCUCACAACAGGUCCCGACUUGGUUGCUCCCAGUACUAUCAAGAUCCCGCCCAAAUCAAAAACGUUUGCCGCUUUUGCAAUUCUUCCAGAUAGAUCCGGUCAGAUGACUACGUUUAUUAAUUUCCACGAUUGUCCAGUGCGAAUUACCCUUAACGCAAUUGGACCAGAUAUUGUUAUCUCUUCUCCCUAUAUUAAGAACUCUAAUUUGUUGGUUGAUCAUCAAGGCAUGGCAGACGACGUUCUUCCUAUUACUGGGCCACUGGACCUCUCUAAAGACAUGUCAGUUAGCCACAGACAACCAAAGAAGAGCUCAAAGUGGGACGAGAUAUUAGCCAUUUUGCCAAACAGAAUCAUCCACGUGCCUCUUACUUACACUGAACUAACAAAUAUAAUCUCUGACUGUGUGGAUACGCGGUCAGUAGAUAACGAAGGAGACGACCCCGGUGACCCUAACGAAGAUGCAACACAAUCACAGAUGGAAGUACUAGAUACUCAUCUAGCCGGCGGAGUCAAGCUGCCCAGCUCGCAGCAAGAAGCCUUUGCCCCUGUAAAUAGGGACGCAAAUCCUAUAUACCGCAUGACAAUAGAGGACACAGGAAAGGUGGUGCGUCCCUUGCAAAAUUAUCUUGACAUACUUGACAGCAAGAAAUAUGGAACCGUCAUCUCUCAAACUGCAACUUUCAAUCGUAGAGAAAACAAUAAAAAGCCGCUAGAUUUUUCUCGUAUGCUGACAAGCAGAGAGCGAUUCCUUGAAAUCAGACAGUAUCUGCCAUCUAUCUCUUUCAGCAAGACUGUCGGUGAAACAGCCAGUAGGGUAUGUAUUAAUGUAUUCAACCCCACAGUCACCGAUAUGGACGUCGAUAUCAAUGUCUAUGACAUCCCCAGCAGCUUUAUAGGACUGAGAGCUGCACGAGACACUUCUGGCCAUAUCUAUUUACAUCCCUCGGGACCAUUUGUCUCUGAGUCUGUAGAGCACAAGCCUGAUUUUGGGCGUCUAGGUCCAGAGUUUGACAUGACUGUGCUGCAUAGUGACCAGAAUUCAGAAUCAGCUACAAUCAAUACCCCUUCAACUCCAGCAGUGGACUCUACCACGGGUCACCAUUUUGCAGCGCAGCUAUUGCAGAGGAAUGAUGAUAAGGGGAAAGGAAUCAACAAGUAUUUUAAGGCAUCGCCUGAGCACGUGGUUGUUGGCUCUCAGAAGUCCGCAAAGGUCUACAUAGAGACCAUGAACUUUGACGCCUUUCGAGAGUUUGAGGGGCUACUAAGUAUAAAAGGGCUCUUCUUGUUGCUGAAGUGUCAACGUGUGCAGCCUCAGAUAUCUCUCAGCGACGGUAUUGAGCUUAUAAACAUUGCUGGCUCGUACGAGCGAGAUACAGACUUGUUGCUCAAUAUUUCCAAUCCUACGGAUGACUGUAUGUACACCUUGCUGUUGGACGUGCCUCCGCCCUUUGAGCUUCUUCAGAAGGAGCUAGCAGUUACCCCUACGCUUUUACGGCCGCACGGACUGCUCAGCUUCAAACUCAUCUUACCUGCAGUCAAUUGUCUCAAGAUGGCGCAAAACCAGUGGGUUGGGAAAGUCCCGAGGUCUCUUGAGGCAGCAACGACAAUUCUAGAUUUACUCAAGCAAGAGAGGACCAAGUUCCUGUUUGAUUCUACGCUCACCGUCAUAUUUCCAGAGUGUCGUGAUGCGGAGAAUACACCAUAUAAUAUUGUCUUCCCGAUAGCAUGUAGGAUUGAUGCGCCUGCCAUCACCCCAGAGUUCAGUAAUGUAACCUUUCAACCAGCCUUUGUGGGUGAGUACUCUACGAAGUACAUCAAGAUUGAAAAUCCAAUCCAUCUCUCUGCGUCCUGGGAAAUGCUCCACGUACCACUAGGAGAUGCGCAGAAGGUUGCAAACUUGGCCAUUAGGAAGCUUCCACCCAUGCAUCAUUUAGAGAACCUGCGCGAGCUCAAAGAGAAAUACCUAGUCAACGAGCUUAAUGACAUUAAGGCCAUUCUUCAGGCUGUGAACAGCACGUUUACGGAGAAGGCUUAUGGAUCUCUGUUUUAUGAUGGGCUGACAAAUACUAUCAUGGUCGAUGAUCCAUCAGUCUUCACAUUCGAUUGCUUUAAUGGAGUCAUUGAGGGGCACAACAAUACACACCCCUACAAAAACUUCACAAUUACGGCCAGAUUUACUCCUGCAGAUAACACGAAGAACUGUGCACUGUGUGCUACCAAGGAUGGCGAAAAGAAAAUAAAAUUCUUUUCAGUAUUCUAUAUUAGAGUGUAUGGUGGUGCCGGCGCGUGGAUUUUCAUGACUGGAGAGGUCACGGAAGAUAUCUUCCAAAUAUGA